UGGCGUAAAAGUAAACGUUGCUAGAAUUAUAAUAAAGUACUUAAGUACAGUAAAUUAAGUAUUUGUACUUUGUACAACACUGUAAACACACAUGCACUUGUCUUGGUGUCAAACGCAAUAACAGUGGGGGGCCGAAAUUAAAAACUGUAUCCAAGUCGAGGGCCAGAUGAACUAAAAGUUCAGAACAAAUGAUUUUCCAAUGGCCAUUUCCAUCUGAUUAUCUUAUCUGCAUCUAAAAAAAGAUUUAUUUUACUAACCCAAAGCCAGGUAACUUGAUAAGUGUGGCAACAAAAUCAGUGGGCAAUGGGAAAAAAGCAGAGGGAAGACAUCACAUGUUAUCUCUCGCGGGCCGAAUAAAACUGCAUGGCGGGCCAGAUGUGGACCACGGGCCUCGAGUUUGACACCUGUGCUUCACACUCACUGACAAUGUCAUUUUACCCAAACCACAGUCAUAAGAAAUAAACAAAUACAUAAAUAAAUAACCUAUAACCUGAAAUCACACACACUAUCAAUUCUUUAGCAGCCCAAUGAGGGAGUGGGAGGAGGCAGUGAACAGGGAAGUGAUAAAGAGAGGGAGAGAGAGAGAGAGAGGUGGGAGGGAGUAUGAGUAUGUGCGUGUAUGAGAGAGAGAGAGAGGUUGAUGAAAGGAGCUGUACAUGGAGCCCUGAGAUUUCCUCCUUCUGGAUGCUGCCUCCCCUCUUCAUGGCUUUGUCCCUCCGUUGCUCCGUCACCCUGCGCGUGUCCCCGGGAGCGGGCACCGGUGCACAGACAGCAGAGGAUGAAUCAGCCCCGACAAAGAGGCUUCUUUGAGACAGCGACGACGAUGAUGAUGAUGAUGUUGGCGAUGAUGAUGAAGGUGGCGGUGGUGGUGGUGGUGGCGGCAGAGCGCGCUUCCGCUCCUGCCUGGAGGGAGGAACGCGUCAGGCUUUCCCAGGCAAGCGGCAGCCUGCACUGCGCGCUUGCAUGAGAGCCAGCUCUCCUCCUCCUCCUCCUCCUCCUCAUCGCUGUGUGUGUGUCAGAGGAGCAGCGUGUAUGUACGUGAGUGAGUGUGUGGAUGUGUGUGAGUGUUGUAUAAUAGUGUGUGUGAGUGUGUAUGUGCGCACCCUCGCUUCCAAUCCCUCCUGGAGGAGAGAGGUUCUCCUCUUCGCUGGUUCGCAAGGGACAUUUUGAAGUGGGCGGGGUGCCGUCCCCGUGGACGUGAGGAUGUUUCGCAAGAAGAAAAAGAAGAGGCCCGAGAUAUCGGCGCCCAAGAACUUCGAGCACCGCGUCCACACGUCGUUUGACGCCAAGCACGGCUGCUUUGUGGGCCUUCCGAUGCAAUGGCAGAGCCUGAUAGAGAACCUGCGCAGGCCCAAACCCAUGGUGGACCCCUCCAGGAUCACAGAGGUGGAGCUGAGGCCAAAGAAGACUAUCGUGCGCGGGAGCAUGAUCGGUCACGGCGACUACAUCGCGGCUAUGAUCAGCGACAUGAGCCGUCUGUCUGUGACCAGCUCCAACUCUCUGAGGAAGAGCAGUCCCUCGGCCAGGAAGAGGGCACAGUCUCUGGGGAGACUGGGGGAGGUGAACGAGGCGGACGUCUAUCAGUACGAGAGCUUGACACAGGACGGCGAGGACGACGAGGACGACGAGCAGGAUGAGUGGAGGGGCAAGGCCAGGAACAUCCACAGUGAGACCAACACGCCUUACCUGGGCAUGAAGAAGAGCAUCACUCUGCAGCCCAAUGGCAUCUUACCAAAGGCCAAGUCUACUUAUGAAGUCGGCUCCCAGGAAGGAGCUCUGCAUCUCCCUCCGCCACAGAACAUCCCAGUGCCAAGUUACGGGGCUUACAUGAACACUGAGGUGGGCAGUCCUCAGGAGAGAGUCAUAUGGAAGAGGGAGUUCCAGCUGCCAAGGGGAAUGCCGCCCAAUCAGAGGCCCAUAGCGUGUUUCUACAGUCCAGCUAUGACUGUACAGCAGCCACGCGGAGAUCAGGGGACAAUAACAACGGAGCUGCGACCAAAUGUACCCAUGUACAUGCACCCACAGAACAGCCCCGGGAGGCCGUUCUCUUCCUAUGACUUGAAGGCAGAGUCGACCGUGAGGUACCACUCCAGCUUUCUGCCCACUGGCACCAGCAGUCCACUCGUGGGCGGCAUCAGACCCCAGCGGACGGUGCGCUCCUCAGCCAGCUACACCCUGGGCUUGUCUCCUAACAUGGGACUGAGACCCAGCGUUCCAGAGCCAUACCUCAGACACUCUGGAUGCCCCAACCCUCCUUACCCCAGGCAGGACAGUCCCUCCCAACCCCGACCCUCUCCUACAGGCUCACUAGCGACCAGCCCGCCCGGCACCUGCUCUCCUGCCUUCAGACCCCCGCAUCACCUUUCCCCCCGGCCGCCUCCCGACCCACCAAAGGUGACCCACGAACAGUUCAAAGCCGCCCUGCAGAUGGUGGUGGACAAGGGCGAUCCACGAUCGUACCUUGAGAACUUUGUGAAGAUUGGCGAGGGCUCGACGGGGGUGGUGUGCAUCGCCACGGAGAAGCACAGCGGCAGGGAGGUAGCGGUGAAGAUGAUGGACCUGCGGCGGCAGCAAAGAAGAGAGUUGCUUUUUAACGAGGUGGUAAUCAUGAGGGACUAUCAGCACAGAAAUGUGGUGGAGAUGUUCAAGUCUGCACUGGUGGAGGAGGAGCUGUGGGUAAUCAUGGAGUAUCUGCAGGGGGGAGCACUCACAAACAUCGUGUCUGAGACCAGGCUGAAUGAAGAGCAGAUUGCCACCGUGUGUGAAGCUGUUCUCCAGGCACUGGCAUAUCUCCAUUCACAGGGAGUCAUCCACAGAGACAUCAAGAGUGACUCCAUAUUACUCACGUUAGACGGAAGAGUCAAGCUUUCAGAUUUCGGCUUCUGUGCCCAAAUCAGUAAGGACAUCCCAAAGAGGAAGUCUUUAGUGGGGACGCCGUAUUGGAUGGCACCUGAGGUCAUCUCCAAAUCACCCUAUGGCACUGAGGUGGAUGUUUGGUCCAUGGGAGUCAUGGUGGUGGAGAUGGUUGACGGAGAGCCGCCGUACUUCAGUGAGACCCCUGUAGCAGCUAUGAAGAGGCUGAGGGACGAACCGGCUCCUACUGUACGGAACGUCAGCCAGAUCUCCCCGGUCCUGAAAGACUUCCUGGAUCGUAUGCUGACCCGGGACCCGCUGGAGCGGGCGAGUGCCACCGACCUGCUGGAGCACCCUUUCCUGCUGCAGAGCGGCUCACCUCAGUGCCUGGUCCCGCUGGUGGAGCAGUACCGCAAGCGCAUGUCUCGCUGCUGACCCUCGUGGGGCUCCCAGGCCCCGCCCUGCCCCCCACUCCCCCAACGCCCCCACCUUCAGUCUGACCUGUCCAGGUCCAGGCUCCAGAGAAGCAGACCCAGACUGCGUGACGGUGGCAAGCGGCAAAGGAAGGUUGACAGAUAACCGCAUGGUCUCAGGCAUGAGAGAAGCACUUUAGGAGUCAGUAAAAAAAAGGCAGCAUGCAAAUUCCUCACCUCUCGAUUCGGGGUUCAAACCCCGAGUAUUGAUCGGCUUCCUGUAACUUUUCAGUGGGAUUCAACGACGCGACGCUGUGCAUAUCAGCUGAUAGCAAAAAUCAAUGUUCCACGUAACUCUGCAAGUAUAUAACGAACACGCACUUCUUUCAAGUUCCUUUAUGAAGCUGAAACUUGAGUAGCUCUGUGUGACAUUGUUACGGAAAGGAAGUCACUUCUGCACACUUUCUGCUGUGGGAACUGGACAAUAACAUUUUUCCGUACGAUCCACAAACACUGAGAGGAGACUCUUUGCAUGGCCAAAUGGAGGCAACACCUGGCCUGAUGUGAAUGCUUGAAUAUGAACCAAACUGGGACGUGAGAGAGACGAUGAUUCUCCUUUAUUAGCAUAAUAAAUGGGCAGGUGAAAGCCCAGCUGCUACUAAUGGGCUAUUGGAAGAAUACCAGGACCGUUUUUUCUCCUUUUUCAUAUUUAUUAUUCUUUAUUUCUAUAAACUUUGUCGUGGGUCGUUUGUAUGACGUGAAGUUGCAAAUAAGGUUUCUUUGUUAACUCUGGACUUCAGAUAUAAGCCGACGAACUAAUAAUGUAAAUACUGAACAUUAGGUCCUUAUUUUACCUCCCGAUUCACUGCAGUAAAUUAUUUGAGUUGAAUUCUGAUUUCCUUUACAGAAAUGUGAGCGUAUAGUUAAAUAUGUUUGUGUGCAUGAGUUUACAUGGGUGUGUGUGUGUGUGUGUGGGUGAUUCUGGAACAACCACUCUUUGUAAUGUGACAGACUUUUUAAAAAAAAACACCACAAGGUGUGUGUGUGUGUGUGUGUGUGUGUGUUGUGUACGAGUGUGUUUGCAUUUGUUUGUCUAGAUAAAGCACACAGGCCUGGCAUGUGAUGCUGCAGGGACGUCCACCUGCUGAGAAACACUUUGCACAUCGUCUUUGUAUUCUGACACGGAUACAUGUUGACAUGGUUCAUGUAUUUCUAUCUCUGUGCGUGGGCUCAUUCAUGGAAAGAAGAGAAUUACAUAUUUUAAUUUUGUACAAAUCAAUAAAUGAUGCAUAUUGAA
Molecule: messenger RNA, 4563 nt
Organism: Solea solea (common sole)
Lineage: Eukaryota; Metazoa; Chordata; Actinopteri; Pleuronectiformes; Soleidae
Product: serine/threonine-protein kinase PAK 6
Exons: 9
Coding region: 1204-3288 (694 amino acids)
Biological process (GO): regulation of MAPK cascade; protein phosphorylation; intracellular signal transduction
Cellular component (GO): cytoplasm
Molecular function (GO): ATP binding; protein serine/threonine kinase activity
Source: RefSeq, a predicted model, not a curated record